Psylliodes chrysocephalus is the source of this 393-nucleotide messenger RNA. NCBI's taxonomy places the organism in Eukaryota, Metazoa, Arthropoda, Insecta, Coleoptera, Chrysomelidae. The record is from the annotation of a GenBank genome assembly.
AUGAAAAAGCAGGAAAAAGUGGAGGUACCACAAAUACAAGCAGUUUCGUUAGAAACAAUCGUGGUACCAAACAACAAACGACACGCUGCAAUUACUCCAAAUACAAGAAGAUAUAUCAAUACCACAAAACCACCGUCCAAACGGCAAAAAAAUCAAGAUUCAGAAAUUAUCGUGAUAAAUGAUAGUUUUGAUGAUACCAUAGUCGAGACCGAUUAUAUAGAAAACCCAGAUUGGGUAAGAAAGAAAAUUCUACAAGAAAGACGAAAAUACAGCCGUGCUGCAUUAGAUUUUGAUGAAGAUAAAACCUGUAAAAGGAUCAUCUGUAGAACCAAAUGCUCAGGCCCGCGUUGUGGCUGUAGAAAAAUGGGCAGAAAAUUAUUAUUUAAAUGGUAA